UAUCGAGUGUGAAGCAGACACAAAGUAGCACUUGGUGAUUCCGGAGCCGGCAGAGAGUGUGUGUGUGUGAGAGACAGACAGACAGAACCACGGGGACCGGCCGGACUAGCAAUCCCCUCACUCCCUUGAUUAUGGUUUCUCACAACUGAGAGACAGAUACCCAGUUCCCUGCCCUCACCCAGGGGCCAGCCAACAACACUCAAGUCAGCGAAGGCUCCUCUCCCAAACCCCGGGGGGCGCCUGGCUGCAUUUAUUGAGCCCCUUUUUCCAAUUUUUUUUUUCUAACUUAUUUCCCCUCCCCUCUUCAAAUAUUAAAUGUACAACUUGAUGGGUCUGAACAGCACAGCCGCAACGAAUCAGCCCAAUGUCUCCUGCACAUGCAACUGCAAACGCUCUUUGUUCCACAGUAUGGAGAUCACUGAGUUGGAGUUUGUCCAGAUCAUUGUGAUAGUGGUGGUAAUGAUCGUGAUGGUCGUGGUGAUUACCUGCCUGCUUAACCACUACAAACUCUCCACACGGUCUUUAAUAAACAGACAGAGCCACAUGAGGAGGCAAGAAGAUGCGUUGCAGUCGCAGCAGAUCUACACACCCAGGUCGACAGACAGAUUGACGGUCCCGUCUUUCCUACAACGAGAUCGGUUUAGUCGUUUUCAGCCCACUUACCCCUACCUGCAGCAUGAGAUUGACCUGCCCCCCACCAUCUCUCUGUCAGACGGUGAGGAGCCCCCUCCCUACCAGGGGCCAUGUACCCUCCAGCUCCGUGACCCUGAGCAGCAGAUGGAACUGAACCGUGAGUCAGUCCGAGCACCCCCAAACAGGACUAUCUUUGACAGCGACCUGAUAGACACGUCAAUUUACAACAGUGGGCCCUGCCCACCAAGCAGUAACUCUGGAAUCAGUGCUACCAGCUACAGCAACAAUGGCCGAAUGGAAGGACCCCCGCCCACUUACAAUGAGGUCAUAGGUCACUACCCUGGAUCGACCUUUUUCCAGCACCAGCAGAACCACGGCGUCCUCUCCGUGAUGGGCAGCAACAGACUGCAGCACCCUCAGAACCAUGGCCUUGAGAGUACAGUUGUCCGGAACAGCAAAGACAAAAAGACCGGACAUCCCUUCUGAGACCCACUCUGUGCACUUCAACUCAAACCAGGGGGCCCAGGUGAGCGGGGAGUGGGAGAGCAUGGUCAGCCACACUUGCUCCUCCUUCCUCCUCUGCUCCCCCACCCACCCCCACCCAAUUGUAUAAAGUUAAUACUUAGCUAUGUCACAUCUGAAUCGAACAUCAAGCAUAAGGCUUCAGGUAGUUCUACUGAACUACUUUAGAUAAGGAAGUUCCAAUACUCUGUGUUCCUUUAAAAAGAGACCUUAGUUUAAGCAAUGUAUGUAAAAUGCUGUCUUUAAUUAUCUCACUUAACUUUAAAGAAACAUUUGCACAAAAUUUUAUGUUUGAAGAACCUGCAAUAUGUCAAAUGAGAAAACUGCAUGUGGAGGCAGGAGUAUUUUUGUAUUAGAAACGACCUAUACGAAAAUGACUUUUUUUUUGUUUUGUUCCCAGAUGAGAGAAUUGGCAAUUUUUGGAGUGCCAUCUCAGUGUGUCUCUAAACAUUUCUGUAUAUUAAAAAAGGGGGUUUGGAGUUAUUUAUGAAUACUUUUGAAACAUUGCACUAUUUUGUAAUAUGAGUAACAAGCAGACACUUAUAAUAGUGAUGGCCUCCAGUGUCUGCCACAGAUGUAUGAACAAGCUAAGACAUUCUUGGUUAUAGAAGUGCUGAGCUACACAGAGAAAGUCCUACAGGCCCUAGAUCUGUUGGGAAAAGAAACUGCAAUGAUAUGUAAAAAUAGAGCAAAGCUAAAGGGUUAUGACAUUUGGAAGAAAUUGUGCUUUAAGAUUAGAAAAUGGGAGUUGCAAGGAAUCUCAUCUGCUCUUCCUUGUGACUCUUUGUGACAUGAUGGACCCAGUACUGUGAAUCCAGCUUGCAGGACAUCUUCAGAAAAAUCAUCAGGAUAGAAAAUAGUCAUGGAAAAGAUAACCAAAGACACAGUCCUCUUUAUACCCAGUGUGGGGUAAUAAAAUAUGAUUUGUGACAAUUUUGGUUCCUUUUAGCAUGUCUGAAAAAAAAUGUGUAGUAACUUUUAAGAGACCGUUCCCUUUAAUGUUAACACUGGCCUCAUUUUUGAAUUGAUUCAAGUAAGUGUGAUGGUGUUAAUUGGAUGCAAAUCAAGUUUGGAAAAUUCUAUAUGCUUUGGGAGACAGGAUAGGGGUCCAGGACAGGAAUGAUGACUUUGCAUAUUGUGACUUGACAUGGGUUGGAUGUGUGAGUGAGUCACUUGUAAUGCAAGGUGCACUUUUCCCCUCCUCCCCAUUCUUGGGGUUUAGACCAGGCAGUGUGGAGUUGGCUCAUGCUUCAGAAAGGUCAAAUACUUCCUUGCCUGCUGUUCCCAUUCUCUCCCAACUAUAAGUUCAAAAUUCCCCAAAUGGAAGAAGAACAAAGUAUGGCUAACUUCUUGGGAAAGGGAGGAUGAGAUACAGAGGGCAGGGUGAUCACUUCAUUUGGCAUUUUGAUCACCUCCACUUGAGCUCAUAAUGGCUGAUAUACUGACUUUGCUUUAUCUGUGUAUAAGUUUGACGUUUGGUAUGGAGACACCCAUGUUUAUGUAUGACCCAUUUGCUCUCGGUAGCCCAAUGAUUUAAAGACGGACAAGAAGUUGAGAGUUCUAUACAGUUAAAAGCCCUGGUUGGAUUUCCACUGCAUUUAUAAUUUAUUGACUGACUGAAGAUUGGAGAUUUGAUUAAAAUGUACUUGUCCUCACCUCCUGAUCCUGUUCCUCCAGUGGCCAAUGAUGUACUCAAUCAACUGAAGUUCUUAAUUGCACCAUUACGUCCACAUCUUUCCACAGUUCCCUGACCAAGCCAUUAACCACAAUCACUGGCAGCUCCAAAGAUGUACGUCUUCAGUUUUCCACUUUCAGUAACACAUGAACCUCAAGAUGGCAUCUACUUUCCAAUUUGUUAUAUUAUCGGCCAGAUAGUAUUGAAGCUUUAAAAAGGUGCCUAUGAGAUAGAUCCCUCUUUUUGAUUUUUGUGCCAAUAUCAGGUUUGGUACUUCACACUCAGGUUUGUGAUAGCUAAAGAAAUCUCUAGGGAGAGUCCAUCAGACACUGACCCUAUAGCUUAUCACAGAGAUUGGAGAAUGGCAGAGAUGCUGACUUGUUUAAAGUCAAGCUUGUGUUAAUGGAACUCUUCAAUCAGCUGGAGAUAACGACAGAUCCCAUACAGAUCAGAUGUGGUACCUUGCUUAUACCACUGUUGGAGAGAGUUAUUAAGAUGCACCUAACUUCUUUCAGACAUGUCUGUAAUUCUGCCUUUGGUGUAUGGGGCAAGAUUAAAUAUUCUCUUGUCGCCCAUAUUCAGCAGAGUCUAAAGAGUGGUGAUGUGGUCCUGUAACCUUUUGCUUGGGCACAUCAGUCUCUUGCUGCCUUUGCCAGGUUUUCCAAUUUGCCCAUAUCAUGGUCUUGGCUGCCAAGGCUGAAUGCAGUCUAAGCUCUAAGAAUGAGCUGACAUGCAAUUUCUAGAAGGGGUGUGAACCAAUCUAGAGCAUCUAGAUUGGUUCACCCUUCUGUAAUCUCCCUUCUGCUUAAAGACCUUAUUGACUAGUUUCCUUUCACUGGGCAGGUACACAAACUCUGCAGGGUAGCUGCUUACCACUCACCAAGUCAGCCACCUGGGUGACUCACCUCUUCCACAGCCUACCAAAUAUUAUUCUUGACUUCUGAUUUCUAAUGGCCAAGUUAGGUUAAAAUUGUCUUAAAGUCUGGAUAGAUUUUAACUGAGUUGUGAAUGGCUUAUCAAUCACCUAAGUUAAUCAGUCUGCAGAAAGUAACCCAGGUAGAGAUUAUAGUCAAAUCCAUAUUUGCCAUUUAUCCUCCAGUUCCUGCUUUAUUGCUGCAUGACAUGGGCACAUACACUGUGCAGUUUAGCACUGCAGCUGCCAUUGUUUCAGACUGCACUACUUUGUACCUUUUAACCUAUGGGCUGCCAGAAUUUCCCACACUUUAGUUUUAAUAACAAAUAUUGUCUUGAAGUGUACGACUGUGGAGAGUCUUGCUGCUGUGGGCCGAAGGGUGAGAAUUUCACUGUUUCCACUGUUUUGAAUUUACUUUCUCUGAAAUUGCUUAAUCGCCCUGACCACCCUAUUGCUAAUUGACAUCUGUCAUUUUGGCACAGUGAGGUGCUGGUUGCUGAAGGUUCUUUACAAGUUGCUAUGUGAUUGAGAGUGUUUGUUGCUCUUAAUAGACCCACUUUAAGAGUUCUGCAGGCUGGGAGAGGAAUCGUCCAUGUGCAAUUCAGAAGGGGAGAGAGAUAAUAUUUCUUAAGAAUUCCACUUUAUGUUAACACUCCUGCGUUCCACAAGUUUUGUCUCUUGUUAAAAGUGCUGCUUUGUUCAAUUUACCACCCUGCCCUGCACCCCCACCCCCCCAACCCAUCUUCAUUUCCUCUUACACCUUCACUGCCAUCCCCUACAACCAUUCUCUCUCUCUUUGGUGCUGUGUAUAGCUUGAACAUAUUCGCACAUCCUCCCCAGUGGUGAAAGAAGAAUUUGUAUUAUGGAUAUUGCAUGUAGUUUAAAAAAUAGUAUUAACCAAAUGAAUGGAAUCUUGUGAAACCUAACUUGCACCACCAUUGCAUGAUGUUACAGUCAAGUUCUGUUCAGUCUAAAGUCGAGAAUGGAUUAAAGAGGACCCAUGAAAGGCAUUAUUACUUUGACAGGUUUAUUUCCUGUAUUGGUUUUACAAUAAACAGCUAAGCACUGUAAAAGACAAGAGUUGCAACUCCUGCACUUUGUAACUGUGAUUUUCCAGAGCUUGGAAUGAUGCUGGUUAAAUUACAUCAGAAAUGUUUCCUUUAAUUAAAAGGAGUGGUUAGUUCAGUGAGGAGGAAUCCAGCUGCUGUCUGCAUUAUCACGUCUGAGAUUGGCUGAUGAACGUAGUCUGUCCUUAUUGAAAAGGCAAAUAGUCCAUUGGCUUAUGGCAUCCCUAGCUCCAGGUUGACAAAUGGAAUGGUUUGUUUAGUAGGAGUGUGAUACAUAAAUCUAUAUAUAUAAUAUAUAUAUAUAUAUAAAAAUGCACUGUAAUAACAUUUCCUUACCCGAAACAGCCGACCCCCUCAAUCAAUGAAUAGCAAUAGCUGAAAAUGCAGUAUUCAAGCCGUCAGUAUUGAACCGUGUUGAAUGCCCAUGGGUAUUUGAUAGCAGCCAACUUCCCCUCCAUAAGCUUCGAACGGAUGUUUAAAAUAAACUGUACCAUACAGUGAGCGGGGAGACUAAACCCAACAACAUUUACCACCGGACCCAACAGAAGGGAUGCUGUUUAAAAUGUGAGCAGUGCAUUUAAAAUAUCAUAUCUCGUAAAAUGAACCAAAAACUUUCGCCCAAAAUAGACGUGGGUUUUUUUUUUCGAAUAGCACGUUAAAAGAUUUUUUUUAAUUUCUCUUCCACUCCCCCGCCCAGUAUUCGGGUUUCAAUAAAACUGAACAAAAUCCGCUGCUGGCGUUUGUCAAAAUACCUCUCCUGAGUAUUAAAAACAGCAAGUGUUGGAACAUCUCUUAGUUCAAUCUGACUCAGCAGCUCCUCGUUCAAACAGCUCCGUCUGCCUGAGUUGAAAUGAGGGAGUAAGUACAUUUUACCCCACCCCUUCACCCCUGGACAAAGCCCAGAGAGCCGUCCCUGAUAUUGGUGGAGCCAGUCCCCUGUUUCAGGUGAGUGUGGCCAGUUCAGAAAGGCACACUCCAGGCGGAAACAAACUCUUGUGUUCUCCCUGCCGACCCCACGCUCAUCGCAAUGUCUGUCUCCUUUCUGCCCCCCUUGGGUGCCUGACUCGUCUAACGCUCUGAUUUCGAUCCCAGUUCAAAAAACUUGCUCGCGCGGCUUCUAAAUUCUCUUUCUCGCCUUUUGGCUCAAUUUACAACGGACCACUCGGCGCAAUAUUAUUAUAAUCUGUAAUACAUUCCCAAAUAAUUAGCUGUAUGGCACGGGGGUGAAGUUUUAGAUAGAGUUUUUAUUUGACCAAGCAGUAAGUCUGGUCUCAAAGAUUGCCACCCUUUGGAUUUUAACUCCUCGUCAGCUUUUUUUUAAAGUUGAGAUUUUUUUUAAAAAAAAGGAAUACUUAGGGAGAAAAAUUCCAUUGGGGUUGGAAGGUCUUUCUGACUUAUUUUUAAACUAAGCUUUUCUACAAGGACUUCGCUGAGAACCGCUGGGUUUAAACUGUGUGUGACAUUUACAAUACUUCUCACAGCAGUGAAAAAAAACUUCCUUUUCUCAUUGUAGUAACUGGACUCGGCUGAUUUACAAAGAGAUCCCUUUGUACAAGUUUGUUGUGUAUGUCACUUAAUGGUGUGUUUUCGUAAAAAUCAAACGUAAUCUCUGUUGUCACUAGGGUUUAAGUUACCAUGAAGGGAAGGAUAUUUCACGAGUGAAGCCCCCUUUUCCCUCAUUAAAGUUGGCGGGGGGGGAUAUCUGUGCUCCCCCCCCCCCCCCCCCCCCAAUUCAAAGUUAUAAAAUGCCCGGAGCUUAUUCAUUAUGUACCGUUUCUGUUGGGAAUCUCGGGUUUUCUCUGGAGCGAUCUGACCAGGCUGGUUACAGGGACUAGCUCAAAUUUAAGGGACAUCUCAAAAGUGCUGGCUGCUUCGUUUAAUUCGCCAGUGUGCAAGACUUCCUGGUGGCAACACUGACUUUAUAUAUAUAUAUGUCUAUAUAUAUAAAUGAGAGCAAAAUCAUUCCUAUCAUUGCAUUGUUGCAUCCGUGUAUGUGGUGCCAUUUAAGCCUGCGCCUUCCUGUAAACUGUUAGUGGUAUUAGAAUUGAUUUUAUAUACCCUCUGUUUCCUCCUCAUCCUCCCUCCCUCACAUCAGCAACCCACCACCGCCCGGCUAUUUUAUGCAUUAACGCAUUUGCAGCGUUGUUCGAAGUGAUGAGAUUAAUCACAAUUAUUUUUAUUUUAUUUUGUUUUCAGACGCUUGUGGUCGACUUUGCAGUGAUCACAUUUGAAACAACAAAUUUAAAAAAUCAAAACAAUUUUAAACAAAAGAAAAAUAAAUGAGGUAUUUAAAAAAGGA
Messenger RNA from Chiloscyllium plagiosum (whitespotted bambooshark), 7109 nucleotides. RefSeq names its product protein TMEPAI-like. Gene Ontology annotation, cellular component: early endosome membrane; Golgi membrane. NCBI's taxonomy places the organism in Eukaryota, Metazoa, Chordata, Chondrichthyes, Orectolobiformes, Hemiscylliidae. Gene Ontology annotation, molecular function: R-SMAD binding. Gene Ontology annotation, biological process: negative regulation of transforming growth factor beta receptor signaling pathway. The record is from RefSeq and is a predicted model, not a curated record.